UUCGUUGCUGUUUUCGUAUACAUUGGUGGUCGACGCGAAGCAAAAGGAGUAAAAUGGUAUCAGUGUUUCACCACCGGCGACACACAUUUCACUGCACCAAAUCUGAGUGAUUUCGAUUCGUCAUCGUUGUUCACACUUCACGAUCGCCUGAUCGAUACUCGUCCGAGUGUGGCACGAGCUCUCGGCGACCGGUUGAUCGCACGUAACUCGCGAUACCCAAUUGUGAUUGUCUGCACGAUUGUGUUGAUCUUCGCUAUCUGGGGCUGCAUCAACAUGAAGAUUGACCUACGUGAGGAACAUUUCUUACCGUCAGCCGCACCUGCACGUUGUUUCUUAGAGGAAUAUAGAGAGAUGUUUGGCAAAACUACACAGUUUGUAGAGAUUGUUAUUGAGGACACUGUGGAGUACGACGAUGAACAGAUUCGAGAUUCAAUUUUGGAAAUAAUGGACAGUGCAGUGAGUGCCGGUUAUGCAUCGCGAGCAAUCAGUUGGCUAGCAGAAUUCAGCAAAUUCGAAAAGAAUACGAUUUAUGACAUCAAUGCAGUAAGUGCUGCGAACAAUUUCAUUCUCUUUGUUGAUUCUGAAUUCGAAUUGAACUCAAUCAAACUCAUGACUUCUUAUGAGCUGCAUUUCUCACAGUAUCGUGUUAUGUUUGUCCUCCCUACCGCACACUGUAGUUUUAUUGUGACGAAAAUGGUGUAG
Cooperia oncophora is the source of this 702-nucleotide messenger RNA. Lineage: Eukaryota; Metazoa; Nematoda; Chromadorea; Rhabditida; Trichostrongylidae. The record is from the annotation of a GenBank genome assembly.